This is a messenger RNA of Mobula hypostoma (lesser devil ray), 3382 nucleotides long. RefSeq names its product NACHT, LRR and PYD domains-containing protein 3-like. NCBI's taxonomy places the organism in Eukaryota, Metazoa, Chordata, Chondrichthyes, Myliobatiformes, Myliobatidae. Bases 80 to 2611 code for a protein of 843 amino acids. The record is from RefSeq and is a predicted model, not a curated record. Gene Ontology annotation, cellular component: cytoplasm. The transcript has 8 exons. Gene Ontology annotation, molecular function: protein binding.
UCGACUGUACCAACUGACAAAAUUCUACAGGGACAGACUCAAACAAGCGAUUGAAGAAAAGGUUGAAAGACUCGGUUGGAUGUUGACAAAGGGGGGACAUUUCAGUAGAGAAGAAAAUGAGAAAGUCACUGAACUGACAGAGAGGGGAAAUCGGACAGAGAGUUCCAGACUCUUCCUCAGUUUGGUGAUGGGUAAAGGCUCCCGGGCCCGGAGGGCGAUGUGGGAAUGCUUUCUGACAUGGAGGACUGAGUUACCAAAGUUGGACAGAAUACUGAAGGAAGUACAGGAACUCGGACCUGAUCCACAAGAAUACAUGAACAUCGACCAAGGGUUAUCUGAGUUACCCCCUCAUCUGAUAGACGUUCAACAGAAACACAAGGAGAUUCUGCGGGCACAAACUGAAACACUGAGGGUCAACACUAUCCUGAUGAGGGAGAAGGUGAAGGUUUUCCAGCUGGUUGAUCGAUACGCUGAGCUCACGGUCAUUUCUACUUUUCGAGAUCGGAGGCUGGUGGAACAUGAGCUGCUGGCAAGAGGCAGACAGCAUGAACAAUUGAGAGAGAAACAUCUCCGUAGAAAGCUGGAAAAAAUCCGGACUGAUCAGUUGUUCCAGAGUAGCCUUUCCCGGAGUAAAUCCAAAUCUGGGAGUUCGGCAGCUGUAGCCGGAGUCCCAGGGAUCGGGAAAACAACAAUGGUACAAAAGAUUGUUUAUGACUGGGCCACGGGGAAAAUAUACCAACAGUUCCAGUUUGUCUUCAGUUUCAGAUUCCGCGAUUUAAACAGGAUUAAUUGUCGAAUAAACCUGAAGGAACUGAUUCUGGAUCAGUAUCCUUACUUUGGGAAUAUCCUGAGAGAGGUCUGGAAGAACCCAGAGGGAUUGCUGUUUAUAUUCGAUGGUUUGGAUGAAUUCAAUGACAAAAUUGAUUUUGCUGACAGUUUGAGAGACUCAGAAACUCAGGACUCAUGCACAGAUCCUGAAUUCAAGUGUAAGGUGUCGGACAUUGUAUACAGUUUAAUCCAGGGCAAGCUGCUCCCAGGGUGUUCAGUGCUGGUGACCACCCGUCCCACUGCGUUACAUUUAUUGGAAAAGGCAGAGAUCAGUGUCUGGGCUGAAAUCCUGGGAUUUGUUAGUGAAGAACAGAAGGAGUAUUUUUAUAGGCAUUUUGAAGAUCAGACGGUGGCAGAAGCUGUUUUCAAACACGUGAAGGAGAACGAGAUCCUGUACACCAUGAGCUACAACCCCUCCUACUGCUGGAUCCUCGCUCUGGCACUGGGCCCCUUCUUCACACAAAGAGUCAGGGACCCGCAGCGAGUUCCCAAGACCAUCACCCAACUGUAUUCCUACUAUAUUUACAACAUCCUGAAAAACCACGGCCGUCAGAUUGAGAACCCCCGUGAUGUGUUACUCAGGGUUGGUCAAAUGGCCUUCAGAGGAGUGUCCGAUAAGAAGAUUGUAUUUACAGAUGGAGAUUUGAUCAAGUUCAAUCUGCAGCCUUCCCAGUUCCUGUCCGGGUUCCUGAUGGAGCUUUUGGAGAGAGAGGAUUCUGCACGGUGUGUGGUGUACACAUUCCCACACCUCACCAUCCAAGAGUUUGUAGCUGCAGUCGUACAAUUCCUGAUCCCAGAUGGUAGAGAUAUUAUGAAACUCCUCACUGAAGCCCACAGCACGACAGAUGGGCGAUUUGAGGUAUUUCUCCGUUUUGUUGCUGGUCUCUCCAACCCAAUGACAGCUCGGGGCCUGGAGGAGUUUCUGGGUCCAUUUCCUCAUCAAACAACCUGCCGGGUGAUUGACUGGGUGAAGGAGGAGGUUAAACGCCGGAGUGGAAACACGUGGAGUGAAGCUGGUAAAAGGAGCCUCCUGAACACAUUGCACUACCUGUUUGAGUCUCAGAAUCGUGGACUGGCUCAGGCCGCACUGGGAUCCGUGGAAGUACUUUCAUUCGGUUACAUACCACUGACCCCGAUUGACCUCGCGGUCCUGUCUCAUGUCAUCGGACUCUGUGAUACAAUAAAACACCUCGACCUGGCUGGCUGCCACAUUCAGUGUGCAGGAAUCCAGAGGCUGGGGCCCGGGCUGCACAACUGUCAGGAGUUGAGACUUGGGGAGAAUGAACUGGGAGAUUCAGGAGUGAAACUGCUGUCUGCGGCUCUGAGGAACCCGGAGUGUAAAAUACAGAAAAUGGGUCUGGACAGUGUCAGUCUCACAGAUUCUGGUGCCGAGGAUCUCGCCUCCGCUCUCUGUACAAACCGAUCACUGACGGGGUUAAACCUGGGGGAAAAUAAUCUGGGAGAUUCAGGAGUGAAACUGGUGUCUACGGCUCUCAGGAACCCGGAGUGUAAAAUACAGACACUGUGGCUGUACGAUGUCGGUCUCACAGAUUCUGGUACCGAGGAUCUCGUCUCCGCUCUCAGUACAAAACCAUCACUGACGGAGCUGAGCCUGAGUGAGAACUCACUGACAGACCGAUCUGUCCCCGCUCUCCGCCGCCUCAUACUGACCCUCCCGAGUCUGGAGCGUAUCGAGCUGUACGAUAAUCGUUUCAGUGAGACCGGGAUGAAGGAACUGAGAUCUCUGCAGGAACCCAGACCCGGACUGAUAGUGAUCCCGUGAACAUCUGAAUGUGUGAACAUCCCCGCCCGCGGGAUGGGGACAUUUUGGCCGAUUCCCCGCAGUCCCCUUUAAUUCCCGCCCUUACCUUUAAUGGCCACGCGCCAGAUUUAAUUCCCAACCGUUCCAACACAACUGACUCCAGUCUCGCUCUCUGUGACAUCUGAAGCUGCUUCUGCCGGCUGACCGUUUUCGAGAGCUCCCCCAAGUGGGACACCGUGCCCCGGGGUGGGAUUAUCCCGGGAGAGAAUCCUUUUGAUCCCUUUGCUGAGGACGGUGCAUUCGGCAAUCUGUACAAUAUACUGAUGUUAAAUUGACAAUUACCUUGCCAGCGACCCUGGAUCUGUCCCUAUCUUCGACACGGCCCUGAUGUGUGAUAUUAUAAUCUUCGUUUCCCAAUGCAGAGUGACGGUGAGAAACAGGACGGAUUAUUCAACCUGUCACCCGUUGUCGCCGGUCAGUUAAUUGUGUGUGACUGUGAGUGAGUCCGGUGCUGCUUAUUUAUUCCCGCACGUCAGCAGCUCACACAUUGUUUAAUUUACAUUUGUCAUGAUGAAAUCAAUAAACCGUUGUAACUUCCUGUCUUGGUGUCGGACUUGAGUUUUAUUUGAGGUUUCUGCUGCCCCCCGCACCCUGUGCACUGCAACAGUGGGUCGGAGCUCCUCACACUGACACAGCAGCGUCUCAGCUCCAGGCUGAGGGAGGUCGGACUGGCAGAGUCUGGGUGCCCAGGAUCUCAUCUCCACCCAACCCCCUUCCUGGAUAACUGUCCCC